UCUCGUUUCGUCAGGAGGCAUAAUAUCUGUACCUCCAUCUACAACCGACACCGAUUAUCUGCCCUUGAGUUCAUAGCUCCACGAGUUCGUUAAAGGUGGACUCAGGUGAUGAGAAGCCAUUCCCUUCCACUCAUGAUGGGCAAUCACAGCGAAUUAAAGCUAGACAACGCCACUCUGGCCCUGUUGAACAGUGUGAACACCAGGAUUACCAUCUCUGUCAUCUAUAUGAUCGUCACUGUCAUCAACCUGGUAGGAAAUGGCCUUUCCAUGUGGCUCCUCAUCUUCCAUACCUCCCCAAAGACCCCGUCCAUCAUCUUCAUGAUCAAUCUCACCCUCACCGACAUGGCUGUUGGCGUUGCGCUGCCCUUUCAGAUCGCCUACCAGCUCCAAGGAUACCACUGGACUCUGGGACCCACGAUGUGCAGUGUCCUGACCCUUGUCUUCUACACCAACAUGUACUGUUCCAUCCUGACCAUGAUGGCCAUUGGGAUUGUACGAUACCUGGGCAUCAUCCUACCCAUGCGUUAUAGAGACAAAGUUGGAACUGGGAAGAAAAAGUCCAUCGCUAUCAUCAGCUGCUUCCUCAUGUGGGGUUUAGUCCUGUGUGUUCUGCACCCACUGAUGACCACAGACCUGACCUUUUACAUACCUGAACUCAAGAUCACCACAUGCUUUGACAUGCUGAAGAAAGAAAUGCUCCCGUCAAAGGCUGCCUGGGCGACUUUUCUCUUCAGCAUGGUGUUCUUCCUUUUCCUCUUCCCUUUCUGUGUCACGACAUUUUGCUAUGUCAGAGUGAUACUCAAACUGGCCAAAAACUCCCAGAAAACCACCCAGAAAAAGAGAGCGAUACGUCUGGUCAUCGUUGUUCUCCUGGUCUUCACUGUCUGCUUUGCUCCAAACAACAUCCUCCUGUUGACUCACAGUGUGCUGAAACUUUUCUAUGAUCGGUCUCUCUACAUGGCCUACAAACUGUCUCUUUGUUUAAGCUGCCUGAAUAGCUGCCUCGACCCUUUCAUUUACUACUUUGCUUGCAAGGAGUUCAGACAAAAGCUGCGAAAGCUAAUGAAUCUGACGAGUCUGACUAGUGUGGAUUCAAUGAAGACGAAGCAGAAAGAGAGUUUUUACUCGGCACAUUUUGAUAGUUCAGAGAGAGAACACACCAAGGUAUAUUCCACAGCAUAUAGAGAGACAGAAUCAGAGGAAGAGAUAAGAGUGUAACUGGAGAGACGUGAUAAGGGAAGUGAGAGCGAGGGAGAAACCGUAAAAGUGAGGGUUUUCCCUGAGUGGGUCAAGCUUUUCAUAAUUAUUUUUACUUUCCCUGCGUGUUACGGACAAAUGAAAAUGAACAGGAAACAGAGUCAUUUGACUUAUUGUAUAUGUUUUUUCUUUUAAAUAUGAAAAUAUUAUUAUUGUAGAGAUUGUGUAUUUUUGCC
Notothenia coriiceps (black rockcod) is the source of this 1433-nucleotide messenger RNA. It is a transcript of the gene p2ry8, whose product is annotated as P2Y receptor family member 8. The transcript is spliced from 3 exons. Gene Ontology annotation, biological process: positive regulation of Rho protein signal transduction; phospholipase C-activating G protein-coupled receptor signaling pathway; thrombin-activated receptor signaling pathway. Gene Ontology annotation, molecular function: thrombin-activated receptor activity. The record is from RefSeq and is a predicted model, not a curated record. Gene Ontology annotation, cellular component: plasma membrane. NCBI's taxonomy places the organism in Eukaryota, Metazoa, Chordata, Actinopteri, Perciformes, Nototheniidae. Bases 109 to 1218 code for a protein of 369 amino acids.